AUGGAAGAAGAGUUGAGAAACUUAAUCAAGGUAUGGAUCUCUGCCUUAAUCUCCAUCUGUUAUUGUUAUUACAUAUCAUCUAGAAUCUCUAAAGGUCUUCUUCGUCUCCUCUCUGUUCUUCCCAUCUGUAUUCUGUUUCUUGCUCUUCCUCUGUUCCUCUCUUCUGUGCACUUUUGCAGCAUUUCAGCUCUUUUUUUCUCAUGGCUUGCAAACUUCAAGCUUCUUCUCUUUGCCUUCGAUCAAGGACCUUUGUGCCCACCUCCCCCAAAUCUCCCUCGUUUCAUCUGCUUCGCUUGUUUCCCCAUCAAAAUCAGACGAAACCCUUCUCCAAAUACGAUCAAGAAUCUUCAUCGUAAGAAUGAACCUAUGCCUAAAUGGGUUUUGGCUGUCAAAGUUUUGGUAUUUGGCGUCUUGUUACAUGUCUAUGAAUACAGCGAUGGUUGGCCUCAGUUCGUUGUCUUGGCACUCUAUUGUCUCCAUCUCUACCUUGAGGUGGAACUUGCCCUGGUGUUCGUCGGGGCAGUGGUAUCUACUCUUCUCGGGUGUGACACUGAGCCAGUGUUCAAUGAGCCUUACUUAGCCACCUCUCUACAAGACUUCUGGAGCCGCAGAUGGAACCUCAUGGUUUCAGCCGUCCUACGCUCAACCGUCCACAUUCCGGUUCAGCGUUUUUCCACACGCUUUCUCGGUUCAAACAAAGCUGUGUUAGUCGGGGUCAUGGCCUCGUUCCUUGUCUCGGGGUUAAUGCACGAGCUGGUCUACUUUUACGCAAUCCGUCUGCCUCCAACUUGGGAGGUCACUUGUUUCUUUGUGUUGCAUGGUGUUGCGACCGCCGCAGAGAUAGCGGUGAAGAGAACACUGCGGUGGAGACCACCGCAUCGGGCUCUUUCGGGUCUUGCGGUUCUAGCGUUUGUGAGCCUGACUGGCGUUUGGUUAUUCCUCCCUCAACUGCUGAGAAACAAUGUUCAUGAGAGAGCGAUUAGUGAAUGUUUGUUUGUCAUUGACUUUGUCAAACAUAACUUGUUCAUUUUUUCUGGUUGA
Messenger RNA from Arabis nemorensis, 1041 nucleotides. Lineage: Eukaryota; Viridiplantae; Streptophyta; Magnoliopsida; Brassicales; Brassicaceae. The record is from the annotation of a GenBank genome assembly.